Messenger RNA from Plutella xylostella (diamondback moth), 1477 nucleotides. Its product is annotated as homeobox protein Nkx-2.3. Gene Ontology annotation, cellular component: nucleus. The record is from RefSeq and is a predicted model, not a curated record. NCBI's taxonomy places the organism in Eukaryota, Metazoa, Arthropoda, Insecta, Lepidoptera, Plutellidae. Gene Ontology annotation, biological process: cell differentiation; regulation of transcription by RNA polymerase II. Gene Ontology annotation, molecular function: RNA polymerase II cis-regulatory region sequence-specific DNA binding; DNA-binding transcription factor activity, RNA polymerase II-specific.
UCAUCAGUCUUCCACCGCUAGCCCACUCUGACACAGCAAGUUAAUUAACCAAGUGCCUCUGUUUUCAAAAAUGGAACACUUCGAACAACACAACGAAAUCUCUUCGUCCUACAACAACGAUGUGAAGCACAACUACAGCGAAUACGAAACAAAACACUUCUACACUGACUAUGACAAGAAGGCAGAGAGCAAAGAAUUUGCAGACGUCUACAUGGAACCAAAGGCUGAAGAUCAGAGCCACUUGACCACCCCGUUCUCUGUCAAAGACAUCCUGAACAUCAACCAGCCAUGUCAAUACGAUCGCUUUGACAUGUGGAAGAGUUUAGACCGUGGGAAACGCCAGUACGACUACGAAGCUACGUUAUGCCAACCUCAACCUUAUUGUGGUGAAUACUUCACGCCAAUAUACCCUGGGACAGUACCGGAGCAGUAUUGGGGGCAGGAGGCCUAUCACGACCCGAAAAUUGAGUACUACACGGGGUAUUAUGGUCAUAACUUCUAUCCGAGCUACGAACAGUACGGUUUAGUGGCUCCCGAAGUGCAUAAGGUGGAAAAUGCGGAGGUUCCUGGUCCAUUGAAGGCGGAUAGUGGUGAAAGUGAAGAUGUGUGUGCAGCGUACGUGAACCCAGUGGCGGCAGCAGAGGCGACCAAAAUUACACGAACGCCCCCAGUCCCCGCAAAACAAGAGAAGAAAGAAAAGAAGAUCAAAAGAAAACCACGAAUCCUGUUCUCACAGACACAGGUCCAUGAGCUGGAAAAGAGGUUUCGAACCCAGAAGUACCUCUCCGCGCCAGAAAGAGAGGAACUCGCCAAAGCUCUCUUUCUCUCUCCCACACAAGUGAAGAUCUGGUUCCAGAACCGAAGGUACAAGAGCAAAAGAGUCAAGUCACCAGAAGUGUCCACCUCCACCGACGCAAAACCGCACCGGCCAACGGAAAGAAAGCUUUACAGAGCCGAGAAUAAGGUUAAAGCUAGUAACUUGUACGAUUACAAAAGAUGUCCCGAAAACGAUACUCAGAUUUCUGAAGGCAAUGCCUACUUUGAUGGAAGUAUGGACUUCGAGGAACACAAGUAUUAUACAAACGAAUUAGAGCUAAGUGAUAGUGUCAGUCAGGGUACUGACUUGUACCCUAACAAUGUAUCGGUUAAUACCACUGAAGAAUACAAAUUGUAUCAAAGUAGGCUUUACAGUGGUAGUUCCGAUGAGAGAAAAUAUUAUCCCAGUAACGAAUAUAUUUGUUGUUAAUUGCUAUAAAGAUUUAAUCUAAGUAUUCGUCUUAUUUCUGGAAUGUUUGAUAAUGUACUAUCGUCGUUAACUUGAUUAUGAAACAGUUUUUCAGAAAUCUUUUAAGUUUACCGUAAGUGCCAUAGACUGAACCAAAGUAUUUUUUUUAUUUUAAUAAUGUUACAGUAUUAAGUUUUGCAUUUUUGUGCAAUAAGAUUAUCGUGCCAAAGUUUUAGUUGUAUUUUUGUAAAU